Molecule: messenger RNA, 291 nt
Organism: Cuculus canorus (common cuckoo)
Lineage: Eukaryota; Metazoa; Chordata; Aves; Cuculiformes; Cuculidae
Product: calpain small subunit 1-like
Exons: 3
Source: RefSeq, a predicted model, not a curated record
AUGUUCCUGGUGAAGGGGCUGCUGGGGGGCGGGGGGAGCGGGGGGGGCGGGGGGGGUCUCCCCGGAGGCAUCGGCUCUGUGCUGGGGGGGCUCCUGAGCGGAGGAGGGGGCGGCGGCGGCGGGGGGGGCGCCAUGGGCGUCCUGGGGGGCGUCAUCAGCGCCAUCAGCGAAGCAGCCGCCCACUACAACCCUGAGCCCCCCCCCCCCCGUACCCACAUCUCCACUGUGGACGCCAAUGAGAGUGAGGAAGUGCGGCAAUUCCGGCGGCUCUUCGCUCAACUCGCCGGAGAC